AUGAUGAUGCUUUCGGAGCCGCCGUCGUGGGAGGCCUGGCGGAUCGAUCCGGCGGAGAGUCUGGGUAGCAGAGCCUCCGCGCCCUGUCGCUGGGCCGCGCUGCUUGCCGGCGGCGACGCGAUCACCGCGCCGCCGGCUCCCGUCCCCGGGCUCGGGCUGCCGCUGGCGGCGCGAGCUGCUUCGAACGGCUCGCUCUGCCUGCGGCCAGAGGGCGACUUGCUGUCCGACCACGUGGUGCGGGAAGGGCGCUGGUUCGAGUGCGACGACCUGGUCCCCCUGCUCGCGAUCGGCGCGCUCGCGGCGGGCCCGGGCGCUGUGGCGCUCGACGUAGGGGCGAACCUUGGCGCCUGCACGAUGCAGCUGCUCCUGUCGACCGACGCGCCGGUGGUCGCCUUUGAGCCCGGCGCGGCCAACUUGGGGCUGCUCUCGGCGUCCGUCGGCGCGCUCGCGCUGCGCCACCCCCCCGUGCGGCGUCGCGCCGUCCUGCUUCCCCUCGCGCUCGGCGACGCAAACUCGAGCUUCUUCCUCCACCCCGCCCUCGGCACCGCGGGCCGCUCUGUGGCUUGCGCGUCCUUCACACGCAACGCCGGCCACUCCGUCCUCGGCUCGAGCGAGAGCGCAGAGUCUCUCAGCCGGUGGGACGGCUCUUCGUUUGGCAGCGCGGAGCGGGUGGUGGCGGACGACAUCCUCUGGCCGAGGCAGCUGCGCCGGGAGCGCCUCCCUCCGCCCGUGGCGAUGAUGAAGAUCGACGUCGAGGGAUUCGAGUGCCGCGCGCUGCACGGGAUGCGGCGGCUGCUCGGCGCCGGAGCCGUCAAGACGGUCAAGGUGGAGGUGUUCGAGUCGGCGCUGCGCGCGCAGGGCUGCUCCGGCUCGCGGCUGCAGCAGCUCCUCCUCGGCUCCGGCUUCCGCCUCUUCCAGUCCGUGGAGCAGCUCGCCCUGGUCGGAUGCGGCCGCGUGCCCGGCGAAGCGGCGGCGGACCCAGACGCGCUGCAGGUCGUCGCCGUGGCGGAGGGCCUGCCCUACAACCUGUACGGCUUGCACUGCCGACGCGGGCACGCGAAGAGUCGAACGUAG
Emiliania huxleyi CCMP1516 is the source of this 1074-nucleotide messenger RNA. RefSeq lists its product as hypothetical. Lineage: Eukaryota; Haptophyta; Isochrysidales; Noelaerhabdaceae. Bases 1 to 1074 code for a protein of 357 amino acids. The transcript is spliced from 3 exons. The record is from RefSeq and is a predicted model, not a curated record.